Pyrus x bretschneideri (Chinese white pear) is the source of this 4812-nucleotide messenger RNA. RefSeq names its product LRR receptor-like serine/threonine-protein kinase GSO1. The record is from RefSeq and is a predicted model, not a curated record. Lineage: Eukaryota; Viridiplantae; Streptophyta; Magnoliopsida; Rosales; Rosaceae. Gene Ontology annotation, biological process: protein phosphorylation. Gene Ontology annotation, molecular function: protein binding; protein kinase activity; ATP binding. Gene Ontology annotation, cellular component: plasma membrane. The transcript is spliced from 2 exons. The coding region runs from base 780 to 4553 and encodes 1257 amino acids.
CUCUGUUGACUUUGUAAAGCUUGCAACUUUCAAGUGCAUAAAUAUUAUAUAUUCUUCAUAGUUUGGUUGAUUAAAAUUUAGAAAUUUAACCGCUCACUUUCGGAGUAGGGACUGAGUCAUUUUUGAGCUAAUACACCAGUUUGUGAAACCCACAAACAUCGUCCUUUGUCGGUCACCCAACCACUGUAUCUCCUCCCGUGUAAGCCCAUAUCUUCACCGUCAAUCUGUUUUUUCUUCUGUUUUCUUUUUCUUUCACUGCAAAUUGCAUAAACACUCUGACCUUUGUGUACCCAGUCACAUUUAUAUUGGAUAAUAAAGCCAUUUUUCUUAAAUAUAAAAAUAUUCUCUUGGUGUUUCUCUGACCUAGUUUGACCUUCUCAAUUCUCAAUCCAACUUUUUCCCAUUAUUUAAGACUUGUGUUGUUUUCACAUUGAUAGGAAUUUGCAGCUUGCAGUUGCAGUACAGCUGAUAAGACACUUGUAGCCUCAUUUAUUCUCUCUCUCCCAUCUCUUUCUCUCUCUAGAUUUGCACUCAUUUUUAGGCCUCCAUCAUAAACCCACUCCUGCAAGAAAAAAGAAAACUCAAUUUUCCAGUGCAUGCAAUUACCGCCCAAUUCAAUCUUCCAUGCACAUUUGCACGUGCAAGGACUCAAACUCCAAGACCAACUUUCAACCACCCAAACUAAAGAUGCAAGCUUUACACUUACCCAUCAAUGAAACGGUAGAUUGCAACCAGUUCAUCAUCUAGCUUCGAGCUGCUCUGUUUUGGUUCUGAGAAAAAUGGCUUUAGUAAGAGAUGCAAUUUUGGCACUUUUUCUUGCUCUGUUUCUGCAUCUUUCAUUAGGGUUUAUGUUCUGCGAGGGGAAGCUCGAUGGCAAUACAACUUUGAGUGUGCUUUUGGAGGUGAAGAGGGCAAUUGUGCGAGACCCAGAAAAUGUUUUGCAUGGCUGGUCCGAAAGCGACCCAAAUUUCUGUACUUGGAGAGGUGUGACUUGUUCGCUUGACUCGCUGGACAACUCGGUCCAAGUGGUAGGGCUCAACCUUUCCGGCUCGUCACUCGCCGGGUCGAUAUCGCCCUCACUCGGUAGUUUGCAAAACCUGCUCCACCUUGAUCUCUCUUCUAACCGCCUCUCGGGUCCCAUCCCACCAACCCUCUCUAACCUCACGUCCUUGGAAUCUUUGCUUCUCUUUUCAAACCAGCUCAUUGGGGACAUCCCGACUCAUCUCGGCUCGCUGACGAGUCUCCGAGUGAUGAGAAUCGGCGACAAUGGACUCACUGGAUCCAUUCCCGCCACUUUUGGCAAUCUUGUCAAUUUGGUCACGCUUGGUUUGGCCUCAUGCAGCCUCAACGGUCCAAUACCUCCCCAACUCGGCCGACUCGGCCUACUCGAGAACUUAAUCCUGCAGCUCAAUCAACUCGAAGGUCUGAUUCCUGCUGAGUUGGGGAACUGCUCCAGCCUCACUAUCUUCACAGCUGCCAACAAUACCCUCAACGGAACAAUCCCCGCGGAGCUCGGCCGUCUCGGUAACCUCCAGCUCCUGAACUUGGGAAACAACAGCCUCACCAGCCAAAUCCCGAGUCAACUCGGUGAAUUGAGUCAACUCGGAUACAUGAAUUUCAUGGGGAACCAACUUGAAGGUCCAAUACCAAAGUCCAUAUCUCAACUGGGAAAUCUUCAGAGUCUUGAUUUAUCGGUGAACAAGCUCACAGGAGGUAUUCCGGCCGAAUUUGGCACCAUGUCUCAGCUGGCAACCUUAGUUUUAUCAAACAACAGUCUUUCCGGUGUCAUACCAAGAAAUCUAUGUUCCAACACAAGUUUGGAGCUCUUAAUGAUUUCUGGUUCGGGACUUGUCGGCGAGAUCCCUGCAGAAUUAAGCCAAUGCCGAUCAAUGAAGCAGCUAGACUUGUCCAAUAACUUGAUCAACGGGUCAAUCCCAGAUGAGAUUUAUGGACUAGUAGAGUUGACCGAUCUGUUGCUCCACAACAACAGCUUGGUGGGUUCGAUUUCUCCGCUGAUAUCAAACCUCAGCAAUCUGCAGUCACUUAUUCUGUACCACAACAACUUCGUGGGCCCUCUGCCUAGCGAGAUUGGAAUGCUUGGGGAGCUCGAGAUUCUGUAUCUCUACGACAAUCAGCUCUCUGGAGAAAUCCCAAUGGAGAUUGGCAACUGUUCGAGCUUGCAGAUGAUCGAUUUUUUCGGAAACCGGUUCAGCGGGAAGAUCCCGGUUACUAUUGGGAGGCUCAAAGAUUUGAACUUACUUCAUAUCAGGCAAAAUGAGUUGGUGGGUCAGAUUCCCGCUACACUGGGGAACUGUCACAAGCUAACUAUUCUUGAUUUGGCGGAUAACCGUUUAUCUGGCGGGAUACCGAUAACUUUCGGGUCCCUUGGAGCUGUGGAGCAGUUCAUGCUGUACAACAACUCACUUGAAGGUAAUCUUCCUGAUACAUUGGCUAAUAUGGUGAAUUUGACUAGAGUGAAUUUAUCGGGAAACAAGUUGAAUGGAAGCAUUGCUGCAUUGUGUAGCUCGAGUUCGUUUCUUUCGUUUGAUGUCACUGACAAUGCAUUUGAUCAUGAGAUUCCUUCCCAGCUCGGAAAUUCGAAAUCUCUCCAGAGGUUGAGAUUAGGGAACAAUCAGUUUACUGGAAAAAUCCCACACACAUUGGGGAAUAUCAGUGAGCUAUCACUGCUAGAUGUGUCCGGAAAUUCGCUUACAGGAUCAAUACCGGACGAGCUUUCAUCGUGCAAGAAACUGUCCCACAUUGACUUGAACGACAACCUUCUUUCAGGCACAGUUCCGCGGUGGUUUGGAGGUUUACCUCAGUUAGGAGAGCUGAAGCUGUCCUCAAAUCGCUUCACCGGGUCUCUUCCGAGUGAAUUGUUCAAUUGUUCUAAACUGCUAGUGCUUUCUAUGAGUGAGAAUUCUCUCAAUGGAAUCCUCCCUGCUGAGAUUGGUAACCUGGAAUCGCUUAAUGUCCUAAACCUCGACCACAACCAUUUUUCAGGUCCAAUCCCUCCUGCCAUUGGGAAACUAGGCAAGCUGUAUGAGCUUCGGCUCUCGCAGAACAGAUUUGAUGGUGACUUACCUUAUGAGCUUGGACAACUCCAAAAUCUUCAGAGCAUUUUAGACCUCAGUUACAACAAUUUGAGUGGUCAGAUUCCGGCCUCUAUUGGGACUCUGUCAAAACUUGAAGUGCUUGAUCUAUCUCACAAUCAACUAAUUGGCGAAGUCCCUUCCCCAGUUGGUGGUAUGAUUAGCUUGGGAAAGCUUAAUCUGUCUUACAACAAUCUGCAAGGAAAGUUGAGCAAGCAACUCUCGCACUGGCCGGCUGAGGCUUUUGCGGGAAACUUGCAUCUUUGUGGAAGCCCUCUUGGAAGCUGCAUUGGCAGAAAGCAGCAGUCCGAUCCAACAGAAUUGGCAGUGGUAGCCAUUGCUGCAAUAUGUACUCUAUCAGCAAUUGCUCUACUGAUAUUCGGAGCUGCUUCUCUCCUGAAACACAAGCAAGAAGCUUUUCAAAAAGCCAGUGAAAUGAACUUCUUGUGCUCGUCCAGUUCUUCCCAUGCUCAGCGAAGACUGCUUUUCUCAAAUGGUUCUGUCAAGCCAGAUAUCAAAUGGAAAGACAUUAUGGACGCCACAAAGAAUCUGAGCAACGAGUUUGUAAUUGGCUCAGGAGGGUCAGGAGUAAUCUACAAAGCUGAACUGCGAAACAGAGAAACCGUGGCAGUCAAGAAGAUUUUGUAUAAAGAUGAUCUUAUGGCGAACAAAACCUUCACGAGGGAGAUUAAGACACUCGGGAGGAUAAGACACCGGCAUCUGGCGAAGUUAAUGGGGUACUGUAGCAACAAAGGAGCAGGAUCCAAUCUGUUAAUAUACGAGUACAUGGAGAACGGAAGUGUGUAUGAUUGGAUACACCAAGAGCAAAGUAACAAGAAGAAGAAAAGCCUUGAUUGGGAGGCACGGCUAAAGAUUGCGGUUGGAUUAGCUCAAGGAGUGGAGUAUCUCCACCAUGACUGCGUGCCAAAGAUCAUCCAUAGGGACAUUAAGUCGAGCAAUAUUUUGCUAGAUUCAAAUAUGGAGGCACAUCUUGGGGAUUUCGGCCUUGCCAAGACACUUAAUGAGAACUACGAGUCUAAUACAGAAUCUAAUACAUGGUUCGCUGGAUCCUACGGCUACAUAGCACCAGAGUAUGCUUAUUCACUCAAGGCAACAGAAAAGAGUGAUGUCUACAGCAUGGGGAUUGUGCUAAUGGAGCUUGUAAGCGGGAGAAUGCCGACAGAUUCAUCUUUCGGCGUGGAGAUGGACAUGGUGAGAUGGGUCGAGAUGCAUAUUGAAAUGCAGGAUUCUACUCGUGAAGAGUUGAUAGACCCUGCACUGAAACCACUCUUGUCCGGAGAAGAAAACGCCACGUUCCAGGUUCUUGAAAUUGCACUGCAGUGCACAAAAACCAGCCCGGCAGAGAGGCCUUCGUCACGACAAGCGUGUGAUCAACUACUACAUGUGCUUAAUCGUCGGUCUGUGGAGUUUGAGAAGACGAAUUUAGAUUCUUACACAUAAGUAGUGAACCAUAUUUCAGAAGAUUGAUGAAACUUCGUUGUUAAUACAAAUAUACCACCCCGUCUCAGAGAGUAACUAGGACCAAUUCAGUCGCGUUUCCAUUCAUUUGGUUUGGUUUUGGUUUGGGCUAGCAGCUGUAAUGCAGCAUUUUGUUGCAGGGUGCCAUUGAUGCGAAUAGGGUUUUUGCUUGAGGCAAUAUUAUAAGAUUGUUUUGUGAAAGUUUAUAUUAUCACCUGUGAAUCAACCGUCGAGUUUGAAU